This is a messenger RNA of Fukomys damarensis (Damara mole-rat), 913 nucleotides long. It is a transcript of the gene Smim8, whose product is annotated as small integral membrane protein 8. NCBI's taxonomy places the organism in Eukaryota, Metazoa, Chordata, Mammalia, Rodentia, Bathyergidae. Bases 341 to 634 code for a protein of 97 amino acids. The record is from RefSeq and is a predicted model, not a curated record. The transcript has 4 exons.
AUUCCAUGCUGAUGGAGAAAGAAAGGCUUUGCUCCUGCUGGAGAUGGUUUUGAGAACUCCCCCAUUUAGUGUGAGAAUGUGGCCCUGAGAUGGUGAGCAAGAGCAUAGCCCGGAGCAGACUGCAGCCGUGUAAGCCGAAACCUUCCCAAGACCGGUGUUUCCUGGAGCAACUACUCUACAGAAGGGGCUGCAGGAAGACCCGUCUCAGUGAUCACUUUGUUAAGGAGGACCACAGAAUCACGCUGAAUGCAGGUGUCAGAUGAGAAGAGCAUGAUCAAGGCUCUAAGCAGUAGGGCCAUAGCUGAUUGCAAGAUGGAAGUGUAAUAAGUUAUUAGUCAAGAUGUCUUCAGCACCCGAGCCUCCAACAUUUAAACAGGAACCACCCAAAGAAAAAGACUUUCGAAACCCAGGACUUGGAGGAGUGCGCACAACUACUUUAUUUCGAGCCAUAAAUCCAGAGCUCUUCAUUAAACCUAACAAACCUGUAAUGGCUUUUGGAUUGUUAUCCCUUUCACUUUGUGUGGCUUAUAUUGGUUAUCUACAUGCAACACAGGAGAAUAAAAAGGACCUCUAUGAAGCUAUUGAUAGUGAGGGACACAGUUAUAUUCAGAGGAGAACAUCUAAAUGGGAUUGAACUGCUACUUACUGCAGGUGGAGUUCUCUUAAGAACUUUGAAAUCUUCAAAUGAAAGACUUUGUGAGUGCACAGAAUCAUAUUUCUUCUUCAGUAAUAUGCUAAUGAGAAGAUAGCAGCCACAUCACUAGUAAAUUUUGUCAUUCUACAGUUUUAGCUAUUAAUCUCAUUCUUUUACCACAAAAGAGCUCAAUAUUUCCCAUUUAUUAAAUUGUCUUAUAAAAGUGCCUUUUUAUGAAUUCAUUUUUGUUAAUUAUUAAGUUCCGUAUAAUAAAAUUAC